This is a messenger RNA of Aureobasidium melanogenum CBS 110374, 921 nucleotides long. RefSeq lists its product as uncharacterized. Gene Ontology annotation, biological process: very long-chain fatty acid biosynthetic process. The record is from RefSeq and is a predicted model, not a curated record. Gene Ontology annotation, molecular function: oxidoreductase activity, acting on the CH-CH group of donors. The coding region runs from base 1 to 921 and encodes 306 amino acids. The transcript has 2 exons. Lineage: Eukaryota; Fungi; Ascomycota; Dothideomycetes; Dothideales; Saccotheciaceae.
AUGGCCUCGAAACCGGUGAACCUGGUUAUCAAACCUAGAGGACGCACAAUCAAGAAGCUUCCCACCGAAGCCACCACAUACCUGCAGGGCAGUACUGCAGACCUCUACCAGCGCAUUGCCGCCGAGUCUGGCAUCUCAAUCCACCGUCUCCGCCUGACCAAGGGCAGCGACGGCUCCCUCGUCCCCAAUGCAAAGGACUUUACCGUUGAGCGCACUGGUCUGCGCAGCGACAGCGUCGUCUACGUGAAAGACCUUGGUCCACAGAUCGCCUGGCGCACCGUCUUCAUCAUCGAGUACCUGGGCCCACUGCUCAUCCACCCUCUCUUCUACUACCUGCGUCCGUACAUCUACAAGAAUGCUCCCGCUGAGCCAUCAUAUCUGCAGUCCCUUUCCUGCAUCAUGCUAGCUCUACACUUUGCGAAGCGUGAGUUCGAGACCAUCUUCGUGCACCGCUUCUCCAGUGCCACCAUGCCCGCCCGCAACAUCUUCAAGAACUCUGCUCAUUACUGGGUGCUCGGUGGUGCCAACAUUGCCUACUGGAUCUACUCUCCCACUGCUCCCACUGCUGGCCCUUCGAGCCCCUUGAUCACUUACCUCGCCAUUGCUCUCUUCGUCAUCGGCGAGCUGGGAAACCUCAACACUCACUAUGUGCUGCGUAACCUGCGUAGCACUGGUGGCACUGAGCGUGGCAUUCCCAAGGGUCUUGGCUUCGGCCUUGUGACAUGCCCCAACUACAUGUUUGAGGCAGUGGCAUGGAUCGGUCUCUGGCUGGCAUCUUGGAGCUUGAGCACUGGUCUUUUCGUUGUUGUUGCCGUAGGCCAGAUGGCUGUCUGGGCAAAGAAGAAGGAACGCAGAUACCGCAAGGAGUUUGGCGACAGAUACCAGAAGAAGAGGUUCUCCAUGCUUCCCGGUCUGGUUUAA